Cokeromyces recurvatus is the source of this 400-nucleotide messenger RNA. RefSeq lists its product as uncharacterized. The record is from RefSeq and is a predicted model, not a curated record. Lineage: Eukaryota; Fungi; Mucoromycota; Mucoromycetes; Mucorales; Mucoraceae. The transcript has a single exon. Bases 141 to 386 code for a protein of 81 amino acids.
GUACAUAAUUGAAAAAGAUUAGCUCUCUUUCUUUACAAUAUUUAAGAAGGUAAACAUUAUUUUUGAAGAGGGUUUGGGAAAUCGACAUGACAUUGAGGGAAACGAAGUGACAGAGUUUCCAAUGGGAGGUUGAUAACGAGAUGUAUCCAGUCGAAAGCGUAACUGAUUACGACCGUUAUGCACAAUUGAAAUCCUCUCGUGAAAGAAAUAAAAAACGAAAACUGAAAUACCACCAAACGACAAAAAGCAAACGAAUAAGGGAACAAAAGCAUGUAAACACUAUAAGAAUGCAGAGAAAGGGAAGCUCUUUUAUCUUGUCGAGGAAAAAAGGAAUGAGCGUUCGUGCUUCUGCGAUGUAUCUUAAUACCAAUGUCCGCACAGCAUAAGGCUGGAUGACCAA